Molecule: messenger RNA, 3996 nt
Organism: Selaginella moellendorffii
Lineage: Eukaryota; Viridiplantae; Streptophyta; Lycopodiopsida; Selaginellales; Selaginellaceae
Exons: 3
Coding region: 386-3808 (1140 amino acids)
Biological process (GO): actin filament network formation; cortical actin cytoskeleton organization
Cellular component (GO): cytoplasm; cytoskeleton
Molecular function (GO): actin filament binding
Source: RefSeq, a predicted model, not a curated record
GUAGAGUAGCCACUCCAUCGAGGGGGCGAUCGUGGCCGUUGGAUGUCCCCAUCCGACGGCAAUGCCGGUGUCUUUGUGCUGUCGUUUUCGAAUGGACGGGCGGAGACCGGAAGGAGCCGUCGCCCGUCGGCCGGCGGAGACUCACAAGCGUGGCCGCCGGUCGCGCCACCGGCUAUAUCCCUAACGAAAAUAUUCGCGUGUAUAUUCCUCUCCCGGAAAAAAUAUUUUGCUCCAAACCUAAGUCUGCGAUUAGAGGACGAGCGCCGACGCGCAGCCCAGCGCCGCGAUGAUCAUCGCCAGGUAUCGUCUAGCUCGAGCGCCUUGGAUCUCCAGGCGCCACUGCCUCCCGCUGCUUGCAUUCUCCUAGGGUAGAGUCUCUCGAGCUAUGGCGCCGUCCGGCAAGGCCCGCCAUCGCUCGCACCGCCACAGAAGGGACGCGGAAGAGGAGCUGGAAGAGGAGCAGGAGGGAGAGGAAGACGAUUCUGUGGGCUCGGGUACUGUAGCGAGAAGGAAAUCUAGUAGCAGCAAGCGCAGGGACAGUGGCGAGAAGGAGAAAGAGAGGGACGAGGCCAAGCGUGGCCACAGUUCUCACAAGAGGAAGCAUAGCUCUGAUGUGGCUGCUGCUCAACACUCGAGCCAUUCUACCAAGAAGACGAGGUCUGGUGAGAAUGAAGGGGUUGUGGUAAGUGCUCCUGAGAAAGUUCUGGUGUCCUGCGAGAAAAAGGACCGUAAGUCUGAUCAUGGUCGAAGUAGCGAUUCUGGGCCUCGGCACAAAAAGUCCAAGGAGAAAAAGCAUAGCGUGGCUGACAGAGAUGGAGACAGGAAUUUCACGGACUUGGAGAGUGAUAGAUACUGUUACAACGCCGAGGACGAAGAACGCCAUUACUGUCGAGAUCAUAGGGACGAACCGGAGAGAGACAGAGAACGCGAUGGUGACGACCGGAAAGACAGAGAUAGAGGUGCAAAGCAUCGAGAACACAAGGAUGAGCGGUCUAAGAGAAGCCACAGUGACGUUAAACACACAGACCCUGACCAAAGCAAAGACAGUCGAAAGAAGUCCAGGGACAAUGAAGAUCAAACGAGGCCAUCCAAGGAAGAGGAUGGCCAUCACAAAGAAUCUAAACACAGAAGUCGUGACGAUGAUCAAGAACGUAGAAGCAACAGGGAGCGAAACCACGAGGUCAAGUCCAGCAAGGAUGAGAGGUCUCACCGAGCGCACGAAGAAGAACGAAGAGUAAACGGUCGAGAGCGACAUGAAGUGAAGCAGGACAAAGAUAAGUUGAAGCCGAGGAGCGAUGGCGAGAGAGAACGCAAGGACAGGGAUGGCGAGAGAGAACGCAAGGACAGGAAUGGCGAGAGAGAACGCAAGGACAGGGAUGGCGAGAGAGAACGCAAGGACAGGGAUGGCGAGAGAGAACGCAAGGACACUCAGAGUGAACGCAGCAGAGUAUUGUCAAGAGAAGAGAGCAGGACCAAGGAUAGCGAACGGAGGUCGCCAGGAGAUGAUUAUAGUUCGCGAAAGGACAAGCGUAAGCAUGACUCAGAUUAUAGAGAACGCAGCCGCAGCAGAGAUCGUUCUAAUGAAGACGACUAUAGGAGGCGGCAAAGAUACUACAAGUAUGAGCGCGACGAGCGUUCUCAUCAUUACAGGGAUUACAGAGACGAGGACUACAAGCGUUCCUCAGAUGAGAGGUCUCGCAGGGGGCCUUCGUCCUCGGGUCGUCCUGACGAUUAUUCAAGGCGAGGUGGUUCCUAUCGAAGAAGAGAUGGCGCGGAGGAGCCUUGGAACUGGAAAAACGGUUUUUUUCCGCCGUUUGCACCCCAUUAUGGUGUCGGCGGAUUUUUGGAGCAUUUUCCAGCUUCGAUCUAUGGCUCGAGAGGAUCGAUCUAUUCUCAUCCUAGUAGAUUCAUGCGAGAUCCGGCAAGUUUCGUUCGAGAAGAUGGAUAUUCACACCCCUGGUACAAUGCUGCUACUAUGGAGCACUUUCGAGAACCCAAGGAUCAAGCUCCUCUGGACGAGCACGCUUCGCAGGCAUCUCCGGAAAACAAGUAUGAAGAGCCAACUGGUGGCAAGAGCUUUUCCUUGAAAGACGCAAGAUUCACCGAAGAUAUGCGGCAAAUUAUGUCCAGACUGAGCGUCUCGAAGGAGCUCGCGGGGCCUGAAGCUUACGAGGAGUACAUGAAGUUUAUGACGGACGAGAAAAUUGAAGCUCCAGAUGUGGAGCUAGAAGCUGAUGAACCUGCUAUGGCCUCAGACUUGGACGAUGAUUUUGUUUUAGAGGCUGAUCCCGAAGGAGAGGAUUUGCUCCGAGAAGUUGAUGGCCAUGGUUUAUCCGAGCCUCCUUUUCUCUCAAGUCCGUUUGAGGACGCUCUCAAGCUUUACAGGAAACCCCAAGAGGAAAAUCGAUUGCGGAAGUCCCUGGUGGGAUCGUUUUUACUUCCGCUCGAAUGUGUUUCUCUAUUACAAUCCGAAGAAGAGGCCCAUCCAAGCCGCGAUUUUGCAGAAACCGCGAAGCGAGAGGAAAGUGGUGUAGAAUAUGGCACAGGAGACGACCCGAGUGUGGUAGACGGUAGACACACUCGAGGAGAGACUGCCGCAUCACAAGAAGCUGGUGAAGCGUUAAAGGUGGUGACAGAUAUUAAUGGUGGUGGGGAUUUUUCUUGGGAGAAGAAGACAAACGAUAUAGUUAUAGGCCUAGAGGUAGCGGACGACGACAGGAAGAACGUAACUAACACAGAGGAAAGAGGAAGGGACAAUCCAGGCUCAGACGAUCGUCAUCUCGACUAUAACGUCAUAACGAGCAGUGGCAGCGACGGAGAUGAAGAUGGAGUACAGGGCGACGUGGGGGAAGAUGCCGAGACUUUACAGAAAGUUUCCGAAGCGCACGAGGAGGACUUGCGUCGACAAAUCGAACAAGAAGCUACAGGCGUGGUCUCUGAGGUGGAAGAAACUUUGGCAAAAGCCGAGGAUGACUGGACAGAAGGAAAAGAUACGACGCCACUGGAAGCCGUGGAGCAAUUGGAAGGUAGAACCAAUUCUUGCCAACUUGACGGAGUUCUGGAGUCUCUGGAACACAGGAAAUGUGAAGUCGAAGCGACAGAAGUGAUCGCGAGGCUAGAACUGGAAGCUAGAGACCAGGCUUUGGAGCCUGUGGAAGACUUGGAAGCGAAAGAGUCGACUGUGGAGCCUCGCGAGAACAGGAUAGAACUGCAAGCUGGCGACGAGGCUUUGGAAGCGAAAGAGUCGACCGUGGGGCCUCGCGAGAACAGGAUAGAACUGCAAGCUGGCGACGAGGCUUUGGAAGCGAAAGAGUCGACCGUGGAGCCUCGCGAGAACAGGAUAGAACUGGAAGCUAGAGACGAGGCUGUGGAAGACUUGGAAGCGAAAGAGUCAACGGUGGAGCCUCGCGAGAACAGGAUAGAACUGGCCGAGGCUUUGGAACCUGUGGAAGACUUGGAAGCGGAAGAGUCGGCGAUGGAGCCUCGCGAGAAACUGGAAGCUAGAGACGAGGCCUUGGAACUUGUGGAAGACUUGGAAGCGAAAGUGUCGACGGUGGAGCCUCGCGAGAACAGGAUAGAACUGAAAGCUAGAGACGAACAAUCCGGUGUUAAAGAAGUCACCGCUCACGAGCACAGGGAUGAAGUGGAAGACAGCGGCAAAACUCUGCCAGAGGCCGAGGAUAUCUCCAGAGAAGAUCUGGAGACGCGUGAAGCAUCACCUCGUACCGGAGAUGCGGGAGAGAAUCCCGAGACGCCGAAAGGUAUGUCUAGUCCUCCUCAGGAUGAGCGUAAGCAUCUUGGGGACUAGAGCCGAGCUCUUCCGCUUCUCUCUUUUUCUUUCUUUUUUCUUCUCGUCUCCUUCAUUGAGAUGGAUUUUUUUUUCUUUCUCUCAUCUGAUGGUUCGUUCCAUGGUGUUUUUUCUCCAGCUUCUCCAAUUCCUGGAAGGCUAAAAGUGAGGCUACCACUGCCAGUAAAAGAGAGUUUCUCUGUUUCUCC